AUGAUGCCAGGAUCGUCUACAGGUAGGAAGCGCACUGCUGGCAAGGUUGGAAGGAAGAAGAAGGCUGAUAUUAGUUGCAUACAAAAUGCCACAACCCAAAAGAUUGCUUCAAAAGUUGUCACUCGUUCUGUUGCUGCAACAUCUACUGCUAAGUCCGCAAUCACUCAAUUGAACAGUCCUUCCAGCAAACAGAAGCCUGCUCCAUCCAUGACCCGCGUUGAAGAAAAAACGUCAACUGCCCCAUCUAAUUCAGAAGCUCCAGCCUCGAGCACCAGGGCUGAACAGAAACGGAAUUCUGCUCCAUCCAGGAAAAACGUUGAAGAAGCAAUGGUGUCUGGCCCAUCCAAUUCUGAAGCUCCCUUGGCAUCAGAAGAUCAUGUUCAUGAUGAACAAAAGGUGAUUGCAUCCCUUCCAACAGAAAAAAGCAUUCCACCACCACUCAAAGACAAUGAUCAAGUUGUACCACAACAAGAAGAUAAUGGUGAUGACGGAGAAGAUAUCAGGCAAUCAUCACCAGAGGACAACGGCCCGCCUGCACCGCAAUUAGAACAUUAUGACAACGAAGAAAAGGUGACCACCCCACCAGAAGCGACUACCUCCCAACCAUCAGAGAAUUGGAGCCUGUCAUUAUCUGAUGAUAGUCUGGAAGAAUUCUCUGACGAGAUUUCCGAGUGGUCUUUUGCGUCGUCUCACAGGACCGCCAUUCCUGGUGACAAAGACUAUGAAAGCAACAACGAGGAAGCUGCUCUCAACAUUACUGAAGCUAGAGACUGCCACACUACUUUCAAACACGGACCCAACAUCUCCUUUACCAUUCUUGACUUACCAGUUGAAAUGGCUCAAGGUGACAAAAUCUAUACCAAAAAAAUUGGAGUGUAG
Messenger RNA from Cylindrotheca closterium, 879 nucleotides. The record is from the annotation of a GenBank genome assembly. NCBI's taxonomy places the organism in Eukaryota, Bacillariophyta, Bacillariophyceae, Bacillariales, Bacillariaceae.